AUGCAUCCUUCAAAUACAGAUGAUGAACCUGGACAUCAUAUUGAUGGAAGAACACAAUGUUUUAAUCAAGAUUGUCCCGGAUAUGCACAAAUCAGUUAUGAGAUACCUCUAGAUUGGACCUUCGUUAAUCCAGAUGGAAAAAACUAUUCCGAAAAUUUGCGAAUCAGUAAGUUACAGUUCUGCAAUGCCAGUGCCUCCAGCUGCUUGGCCAAUUCCACCUCGUCCCCAGCCCUGCCCUACCCACAACAUCCAGCUGUUUCAGUUCCUCCUCCUCCCCCAUUGGGUUAUGCACAACAACCAUUGUUUCCUGUGCCGAAUGCGAGGCCUCCUUUGCAGUCACCGGCAUCAUCUGCACUACAGCCUUCACAGAUAACUCCUCCAGGACUGCCCGUGUCCACCCCUUCUGCCCCUGUAUCACAACCAUUGUUCCCUGUUAUUGUGAACAAUAAUAUACCUACUCAAAGUUCACCUUUUUCUGCUCCUGUGCUUUCAACAAGUAUUAUGUCAAGCUCUCCAGCAGAACUUAAAGGCUCAAUUGAUCCACAUUCAGGUGCUAAUGCUUUGGUGACAAGUAACUACCAAGCACCUAACAUUCCAGGUGGGCCGUUGAGCAAUUCCCAUUCUUAUGCAUCUGGUCCAAAUACUGGUGGUCCUUCAAUUGGACCACCCCCAGUAAUUGCAAACAAAGCUCCUGCCACUCAGCCAGCCACUAAUGAAGUCUAUCUAGUUUGGGAUGAUGAGGCAAUGUCCAUGGAGGAAAGAAGAAUGUCCCUAACGAAGUAUCAGGUGCAUGAUGAAACUAGCCAGGUAAGUUAUACUACCUCUUUAAUAUAUGGAGAUGGUUUCGCAUCUAACCCAAUGGGUAGGCUUUACUUUUCGUGUUUUCAGAUUCAAUUCUUUACGCUUUCUUUCCUAUUUGGAGAGGUAUUUUCUGUAUGAAUCUUCAAUUGCUUCCUCUUUAAAAGAACA
Corylus avellana is the source of this 969-nucleotide messenger RNA. Its product is annotated as protein SUPPRESSOR OF FRI 4-like. Gene Ontology annotation, molecular function: DNA binding. Gene Ontology annotation, cellular component: nucleus. Gene Ontology annotation, biological process: regulation of DNA-templated transcription. NCBI's taxonomy places the organism in Eukaryota, Viridiplantae, Streptophyta, Magnoliopsida, Fagales, Betulaceae. The record is from RefSeq and is a predicted model, not a curated record.